This is a messenger RNA of Acomys russatus (golden spiny mouse), 2218 nucleotides long. It is a transcript of the gene Phf7, whose product is annotated as PHD finger protein 7. NCBI's taxonomy places the organism in Eukaryota, Metazoa, Chordata, Mammalia, Rodentia, Muridae. The record is from RefSeq and is a predicted model, not a curated record. Bases 762 to 1907 code for a protein of 381 amino acids. The transcript is spliced from 11 exons. Gene Ontology annotation, cellular component: nucleus.
GCACGCGCGGAAGAUGGGUCCAGCGCGCGGCCGUUAGCGGUCCCGAUUUGACAACUGUCUGCAACGCUGAGGUUCCCGCGGGCCGUAGUCCGCGUGACCCAGCCCCCGUUAGCGCGCUCGCCUCCUUCGACGGCGCAGUCACCGCGCGGGGCGGCCGCCCGUGAAGUACUACCACGUCUUGUGUCAACGAAUAAAGCUCUGGGACGGCGGCGCCCUCGGCGACAGCUGGGUGGACAACCUGGGCUGGGAGCGGUGACCCGUCGCUUCCGUGAGAAGCAAGCCGCGGAAGCAUCCUGUAGCCUGGCCCCGCACCAACCGCCCGGCAGGCGUGACCUGAGCCUGGUCUGGCAUGCGCGGGAUGCUCCUUGAGCCCUUCUUCUGCCUGUUACCUCCGGGGGACGUUUGUGACCACACUGACACGUAUUUUCCAAAUACAUCGUUUAUUCUUGCGGCGGCGGGGCCGAACACGCUAAUAUAUUUUUUAAUUUUCUCAGCAAGCAUUUACCCAACACUUUUAUCUAGUGAAACAACUUGGUAAGCGUUUCGAGCGAGCAUCCGGACUGAGCAGCUUGCAUUUGCCACGUCCGUCCUCAACUGUUUUGAAGAUUGCCCCAUCUAAUAACUACCAGUGUGCACAGACUCCUACUCCGGUAACAUCGUGGUCCAGCGAUGCAAAGAACUGAAGUCUCAAGCCGGAAAAGCCUGCAUUGUCUUCUUAAUAGUACAGAAGAAUUCUAGACAGGAAGGAAAGACGGAAGCGAAUGAAGACUCUAAAAGAAAAGAAGGGACGUCCAAGAUUGAGAAAAACUGGCAGGAUUAAGAAGGUAACCCAAAGGAAGCCAUCUUCAGGUCCUGUUUGCCUGCUAUGCCUUCAAGAACCUGGUGAUCCUGAAAAACUAGGAGAAUUUCUUCAGAAAGACAAUCUUUGUGUCCAUUAUUUCUGUCUUAUCUUAUCUAGCAAGCUGCCUCAGAAUGGCCAACCCAACAGAGGUCUCCAUGGAUUUAUGCCUGAAGACAUCAAAAAGGAGGCAGCUCGGGCUUCUAAGAAGAUCUGCUUCGUGUGCAAGAAAAAGGGAGCUGCUAUCAAAUGCCAGAAAGAUCAGUGUGUCCAAAACUUCCAUCUGCCUUGUGGCCAAGAAAGGGGUUGCCUUUCACAGUUUUUUGGAGAGUACAAAUCAUUUUGUGGAAAACAUCGCCCAACACAGAACAUCCAACAGGGGAAUUUGGGGGAGGAAAGCUGCGUCUUGUGUUGCGAAGAUUUAUCCCAGACAAGUGCUGAGAACAUCCAAAGCCCAUGUUGUAGUCAAGCUAUCUACCACCGAAAGUGUAUCCAGAAAUAUGCCCACACAUCAGCAAAACACUUCUUCAAGUGCCCCCAGUGCAACAACCGAGAGGAGUUUCCACAAGAAAUGCUGAGAAUGGGAAUCCACAUCCCAGACAGAGAUGCCGCCUGGGAACUCGAGCCAGGAGCUUUCUCAGAGUUGUAUCAGCGCUAUCAGCACUGUGAUGCCCCCAUCUGUCUGUACGAACAAGGCAGAGACAGCUUUGAGGAUGAAGGGCGGUGGCGCCUCAUUCUGUGUACUACAUGUGGAUCUCAUGGAACCCACCGGGACUGCUCCUCUCUCAGACCCAACAGCAAGAAAUGGGAAUGCAAUGAGUGUUCAUCUGCUUCAAUCAUGGAUUACGUAUCUGAAGACUCGAGUGACACCCCCUGCUGCAGCAACUCCUUCCACCCCCAGGAGAACUUCUUAAGGGCCACCAACCUGGAAGAGAAUCCAGGCUCUUCUUGGACCGAUUGCCACCAACCUUCCCUGUUAGAAAAGCCUGAGUCCUCUGGCAGCAGAAGCUGCCACUCCUGGCAAUCCAAAGGCAUCAGAAUCUCUAAGAAUGGCAAGAAAUCCAAGUGAGAGCUUCGGAGUGGUCACUGCCUGGGCCAGUGAGGCACAGAACAACACUGCUGCACCGGGUUUGGAGAGAUCAAACUUUAAAACCAUGAGGCACAAGAGGCCAGCAGUGAGACAAUUAGCCAAGCAAGGAGGCCUCAGGGGAGGCUGAGGAGAAGGACUGAGUCUGCAUGUCAGCAGCUGAGAGUAAGGGCACCUCUGCUCUUUCUCCCCAGUUCUUUUCCUCUUUCACCAAGAUUCUUCCACCUUAAUCUGGUUCUCAUCUGCCUCUUCUUGCUUCGUUCAUUUAUUUACAAAUAAAGGCUGUCUCUCCA